CCUGCCAGUGCCAGCCUCGGGAUUUGCUUCGCUUCCUCCCCUCUCCGGGAUUUGCUUUGCUUUGCUUCCUCCUCUGCUCUCUCGCGCGCGCGGGAUUCCACGAACUCCUCCUCUUCCUCCUCCUCUGCUCCCGCGCCGGGAAAUGCCAAGAACUCCGCCUCCUCCUCGCCCCCUCAUCCUCCUCCGGCUCUACUUAUACCCGCCCUAGGCCGCCGCUGCGCCGGGGCGCAUUCCGUCGAGCACCUGCCCUUCGUCUCCGCGAUGGAGGACCUCCGCGCCAAGAGCAGCAGGGCUCGCUCCGGCGAGACGUCGUCCGCGUCCAGGAUCAUCGCCGCCCAGCGCCAGUGGGCCGCGCGCCGCCGCCAGGCCUGCGAGCUCGACCUCGGCCUCCGCCGCGACCGCGACUCCGAGCUCCUCGCCCUCGCGCGCCUCCACGCCGUCUCCACCAUGCUCGACGCCUCCUCCUUCCUCCGCUCUUCCGCCGAGGACGGAGAUGAUGACGGCGGCCGCGGAGACGGGAGGCGCAGCGCGCGGUCUCCGGAGCGCGCGAGAGUGCGGCGGAUCGCGAGGGAGCUGACGACGGCGGCGGCGGCCCCCUUGACGCAGACGCAGACGCAGAGCUCCCCUCGCGGCGGCGGAGGCGAGGAGUGGCUGGGCGAGACGGAGCGCGCGCGCGUGCGCUCCGUGCGGGAGCGCGUCCGCAUGGCCAGCCUCGGCGUCGGCGACGGCGACCGGCAUCGAGCGCGCGCGGACGACGACGACGACGAUGACGUCGUGAGACGCAUGGCCGUGGAGCGGCAGCACGAGCUCCGGGGCCUCUCCGAUCACCGUGCCGUCUCUGCCUUCGCUCACCGCGGCCGCAUCCAGUCCUUUCUCCGAGGUAGUUUCGUUCGCAGUGAAAGGCAUAUGCACGACGACUGGCCACUUUCGACGGCAACCAGAGAAUUGGGACAGCUUAGACAGAGUCGCCCUGUCGCUAGAUUGAGGGAAGAAGUUCGCUCUAGAACAGAAAAUAUCACCCAUGAUCAAGCCGCUAACCAUUUUGGGCCAAUGGAUGCUCAAAACAGUUAUGCCAAUAGUGAGAAUCAUAAUUUUACUCAUCAGGUCUUCCUUGACAAUAAUCUUCACCUGGAGAAUGCUACUCGCAAUCACGAGAUCCAGACAUUUCAAUCAAGGGAAGAAGCUCAAUCUGUCGACCUCGAGAGCACUGUAUCAAAUAGUAAUGAUGCUUUGCAAGAUGAUUUUGAUCAAGAACACAUGCACGGAUACGAAGAGUACUCAGACUCAGGGUCCUCGGGACAGGGCAGUGAGCAAUCUGGUUCAUCCUCUUCUAACCCGUCUAACAACAGCGUGCGACAAGAUGAUGAAACUUAUGGACAGCCAACUGAUUUACGAUGGUCAAGGGAGAUAUCUGGUAGUGAGGAAGAGGGUUCCUUCCUUCAUGGAGAUGAGGAAUGGCAUGUUAUUGAUUCUCAAGAAGGUGAACCACAAUGGCAAUCAGAUCCAAGUGUCUCUCCUAGCCCACACAUUAAUAGGUUCAGUCCUCCGGACGGCGAUGUCUAUGGAGUAGAGCUCAGAGAACUCUUAAGCAGGCGUAGCGUCUCUAAUCUUCUUAGUAGCGGCUUCCGUGAAAGCCUGGACCAGCUGAUACAAUCAUAUGCUCGAAGACAAGAGCUUGAUCCUCCUGACUGGGAAUAUGGAAUUCAGAUACCAACCAUCGGUUUACUGAACGAAGAUCAUGCUGAGCAUGGGACAAGUGAACCGAAUCAGGCCGAGCAUGACACCGCUCCCCAUCCUCCGAUUACAUCGUCAGGCCAAACACUUCUCCCACAGCAGCGGCAUUGGCAACUCCAGCUGCCUCAUCAUAACUGGAGCCAACAGAACAUGCAUCAGCCUGAAUUUGAGUGGGAUGCCAUCCAUGUCCUGCGAGACGACCUGACAGGGCUCCAGCGAGGGAUGGUCGGCAUGCAGCAGAUGCUGGAAGCGUGCAUGGAGAUGCAGGUAGAGCUGCAGAGGUCCAUCAAGCAAGAGGUCUCUGCUGCUCUGAACCGCUCUGUAUCCAGUCAAGCCGAAGAUGAGGAUGGAUCGCAAUGGAAGCUAGCAAGGAAAGGAACCUGCUGCGUGUGCUGCGACAAACAAAUCGACUCGCUUCUUUACAGGUGUGGGCACAUGUGCACCUGCUCAAAGUGCGCGAGGGAGCUUCUCCACGGCGUGGGCAGAUGCCCGCUGUGCCGCGCGCCCAUCGUCGAGGUAGUCCGAGCUUACUGCAUAAUGUAACAACAGGGCCCUAAAACCAAGCAGGGGGAGCUGUCUGCUGCCGCUAGAAGAGUCAGGGCAGGUGACACUGGUUAGUUUGACUGGAGGAUUUCAGUUCCGAGAGCAGAAGUUUCAUUUGCAUACUAGGGAUAGUAGGUUGGUUCAUGAAACCCACUGUUAGUUCUCCAAUUGUAUCUGUCUCUACGGUAAUAGCCUCCUCCUCCACCAACAACAACACCAUGCUAAUGUGUGUCAGCUUAAUCCAGUAGUAGCCGUGUAGGAGUAAUUUGCAAUAAGAUGACUCACAGGCAGUAUUAGUUCUGCAUUUUCCUUUUAUUCUGUAUCUCUGAAUGUUCGUCCGACUGUCACUGAAGAAAAUAACAGAAAUAUAUUUUCAAGCAA
Messenger RNA from Brachypodium distachyon (stiff brome), 2658 nucleotides. RefSeq lists its product as uncharacterized. Lineage: Eukaryota; Viridiplantae; Streptophyta; Magnoliopsida; Poales; Poaceae. The record is from RefSeq and is a predicted model, not a curated record. Bases 262 to 2277 code for a protein of 671 amino acids. The transcript is spliced from 7 exons.